This is a messenger RNA of Oreochromis aureus, 534 nucleotides long. It is a transcript of the gene dharma, whose product is annotated as dharma. Lineage: Eukaryota; Metazoa; Chordata; Actinopteri; Cichliformes; Cichlidae. Gene Ontology annotation, biological process: central nervous system development; regulation of DNA-templated transcription; brain development. Bases 1 to 534 code for a protein of 177 amino acids. The transcript is spliced from 3 exons. Gene Ontology annotation, molecular function: DNA-binding transcription factor activity, RNA polymerase II-specific; DNA binding. The record is from RefSeq and is a predicted model, not a curated record.
AUGGACCGAGGCCGAGUGUCGGACUUCAGCAUCGAGCGCAUCCUUUCCCCGCAGCUCGGCCCGAGGCCGCCGCUGCAGGACUUUCCACCGGACAGGUAUCACCGGGGGGUCACCGGCAAUGUCAGAGCUCCCUCGCCGGUCCAGGUCCCGUUACAGGCGAUGGGCUGCCAGCAGUGCAGAGAGAUGAGCUCCGGAGAGGAGCGAUUCCCGCUGUACAGACCCGCUGUUCAUCAGCACUUCUACUCAAACCCCGGAGUUUACGCGCACUUCAGCCAAAACUGUGCAGAUAUGCAGCCUCUGGCGGCUUACAGUGGAUACCCGCAGCCCGCGGCGGUGCACCCGCAGUCGCUUCAGAAGUUCCGGAUGAGGACGGUGUUCACGGACAGUCAGAUCAAGCAGCUCGAGGCGCUGUUCGAGAUCACAGACUACCCCGCAGUGGAGACUCGUGCCGAGCUGGCGAGGCGCACCGGGCUGAGCGAGGAGACCGUCAGGGUGUGGUUUAAGAACCGCAGAGCUCGGAGGAAGCGCCAGUGA